Molecule: messenger RNA, 768 nt
Organism: Prunus armeniaca (apricot)
Lineage: Eukaryota; Viridiplantae; Streptophyta; Magnoliopsida; Rosales; Rosaceae
Source: the annotation of a GenBank genome assembly
AUGGAAGCAGCGAUGGGAUUGAUGCGGAGAAUGCCUCCCAAGCACACCGAGACGGCUCUCUCCGCCCUCCUCUCCCUUAUGCCCCAACACUCCUCCGAUCUCCUCUCUCAAGUCGAUCAGCCCCUCCAGGUUUUGUGCGAUAUGGAGUAUGGGAAGGAGUUCAUUUUGUGUGAAUAUAAUAGAGAUGCAGACUCUUACAGAUCACCUUGGUCAAAUAAAUAUCAUCCACCAUUAGAAGACGGCAGCCUCCCGUCUGAAGAGUUGAGGAAACUUGAAAUUGAAGCAAACGACAUCUUUGCCAUUUAUCGUGACCAGUAUUAUGAAGGUGGAAUUUCAUCAGUUUACAUGUGGGAGGAUGAUAACGAAUGUUUUGUAGGCUGCUUUUUAAUAAAAAAAGACGGCUCCAAGACAGGUCAAGGUCGCAGAGGUUAUCUGCAGGAGGGUGCAUGGGAUGCUAUACAUGUAAUUGAGGUGGGUCCGGAGGAGGAAGGAACAUCCCAUUACCGUUUAACCAGCACUGUCAUGCUGUCUCUGACUACAGACAAUGAGUCAUCAGGCACAUUCAAUUUGUCUGGAUCAAUUAGACGACAGAUGAAUAUGCACCUCUCAGUUCAAGAAGGUCAUCUUUGUAACAUGGGAAGAAUGAUCGAAGAAAUGGAGAGCAAGCUGAGAAAUUCACUGGAUCAGGUUUAUUUUGGAAAGACGAAAGAGAUGGUUUGCACUUUACGACCACCAUCUGAAGUAGUGAUGAGACUGCCUGACAGCUGA